AUGGCUCCAGUGCCAGAGAUGGGCCUCCCAGAGCACACAUGCCCCGAUUGGGAGCCGGAGCCGGAGCCGGAGUCGGAGCCGGAGCCGUACGGGCGCAUGCUUUUUGCGCCGGACGGCCAUGCGGAGCUCGGCCGCGUCGAAGACCGCCACACGGUGUGCGCCGACACGCCGGACGAGCUCCUCGCACCUGUCGCGGAGACCCUCGGGCUCCCCGCUGCCACUUGCGCCGAGCUCCUUCUCGAAGGCGCGUGCAAGCUCCGUGAGGUCAAGGACGUGUGCGCCAAAACGUGUGAGGCGUGCAAGAAAGACAGGGAGGCAAGCUUGGGGUAG
Molecule: messenger RNA, 330 nt
Organism: Emiliania huxleyi CCMP1516
Lineage: Eukaryota; Haptophyta; Isochrysidales; Noelaerhabdaceae
Exons: 1
Coding region: 1-330 (109 amino acids)
Source: RefSeq, a predicted model, not a curated record